This is a messenger RNA of Brassica napus (rape), 1360 nucleotides long. RefSeq names its product sucrose transport protein SUC1. Gene Ontology annotation, molecular function: sucrose:proton symporter activity. NCBI's taxonomy places the organism in Eukaryota, Viridiplantae, Streptophyta, Magnoliopsida, Brassicales, Brassicaceae. Gene Ontology annotation, cellular component: vacuole; plasma membrane. The record is from RefSeq and is a predicted model, not a curated record.
AUGGAGACAAACUCGAGCAGAAACCCGGGUCGCCGUCGUCCGAGCCAUCGGGAUCUUCGCGCUUCGGGUUUUUGGGAUCCUCGACGUCGCCUAACAACGGCAUACACCCCUCCAAGGACCUUGCCUUUCUUUCCUCGCCGACCUAUUCCGCCGGAGACGCUAAAAGAACCGAGUCGCAAACGGUUUUUCUCUCCUUCUUUAUGGCGGUUGGAAACGUUUGUGGGAUACGCCGCAGAACCUCCACAAGAUGUUCCCGUUCGCAAUGACCAAAGCUUGCAUAUCUACUGCGCGAAUCUCAAGUCGUGUUUCUUCUUGUCCAUCACACUCCUCAUUAUCGUCACCGUCUCGUCUCUCUGGUACGUUAAAGACAACAAUUGGUCUCCGGCGGUAAACUCCGGCGACGAGAAGACAUCGAGUGUUCCGUUCUUUGGAGAAAUCCUUGGAGCUUUUAAAGUCAUGCAACGUCCCAUGUGGAUGCUACUUAUUGUCACGACGGCCCUAAACUGGAUCGCAUGGUUCCCGUUUCUUUUGUUUGAUACUGACUGGAUGGGUCGUGAAGUGUACGGUGGAGUCAGUAGGAACGAUAGAAUGUUGAAACUAUACAACAGAGGAGUACACGCUGGUGCAUUGGGAUUGAUGCUUCAAUCGAUAGUUCUUUUGUUUAUGUCACUUGGUGUUGAGUGGAUUGGUCGGAAAGUGGAGGAGCUAAACGGCUUUGGGGUUGUCAACUUUAUCCUUGCCAUAGGCUUGGCCAUGACGGUUCUAAUUUCGAAACAGGCGGAGGGUCACCGGAAAACUGCCGGUGAUUUUGCCGGACCGUCGUCUGGAGUGAGAGCUGGAGCGUUGAGUCUCUUUGCUGUUCUUGGUAUUCCAUUAGCUAUUACUUUCAGUAUUCCAUUUGCACUAGCCUCCAUAUUUUCAAAUAGCUCCGGCGCCGGCCAAGGACUUUCGAUAGGAGUUUUAAAUUUGGCAAUUGUGACACAAAUGAUAGUAUCACUUGGAGGAGGAUAUUUUGACACCCUCUUCGGUGGUGGAAACCUACCGGUAUUUGUGGUCGGAGCAAUCGCAGCGGCCAUUAGUGGAGUAUUAGCGUUAACCGUUUUACCUUCACCGCCACCAGAUGCACCUGCCUUGAAGUCGGGAGCCAUGGGCUUCCAUUAGUGUACUCUAUGUUUAAUUUUCUUGUGAAACUCAUCAAUACAGUACUGUUGUGCAAAUAUGCAAACCUUUAUAACCAAAAAGAAUGUUUAAAGUGAUAAAUCUAAUAACCUUGGGUUAUCUAUCUCACCCUUUCUUUUAGUUUUUAUUGUUUUUGUUACCGAUUAUCUAUUUGAAAUAUAUUUUUUUUUGCCGUCAAAAA